UCUGUUGUCUCACCUGCAAGAUAUAUUUCCUUCCUAAGAUGCACAUGAUCUUCACAUCUCUGAUCUUGGAUUAGCAUGUACCUCUUGACAUAAGCUUCCAUUUUUAUUAGGACUAGGAUUUCUUCGUGCAAACAUGGUGAAACUUCUGAUGGAGCAUCGCGGUGGCAUCCCUCGGUGGUACUCCAUCGUCUUCCCUGGCAUGCUUGAGCUGGCACUGGCCAAAGGCCUACCUGUUCUUCCCGACGGCGGCAGCAUGCCAGCAGUGAACAACGUCUUCAACAGAAGAGAAACCAUAUUGGCAAUGGAAAAAUCUUCCAGCAACGAUCGCCACCCCCCGCUGACGUCGUUCCUUGAGGCCCUGCCAAUAAGCUGCAGGCCAAAUCAUGAAGUUAUUCUUAGGCUUCAGAUGGAAGACGGCUCGCUCUUCCACUCUCCUUCUGCAACCGCUUGUGCUUUCAUGAUUACAGGCGAUAGGAAUUGCUUGGAGUACCUACAGACCAUGCUGAAACGAUGCAGUAACGUGGUUCCUUCCGUGUUUCCUGUGGACGAAGAUCUCAUAAAGCUGUGUCUGGUGGAUCAUUUGAGGAGGUUAGGGUGUGGUGAGCAUUUUGCGGAAGAAAUACGAGGCGUUAUGGACCAUACUUACAGGUAUGGCAUUGUGUGGCUACUGCAACUCAUUGGAAGAGCCAUCGAGAGGAAGUUUUGUUGGUUUAUGGAUGAGAAAGAUGUGCUCACGCAUAUCAUGGAGAACUACACUGAAUUCUUAGGAGCCAUGGUUGGUGUCUACAGAGCAGCACACUUUAUGUUCCCCGAGGAAGUUGAGCUUCACAAUGCCAAAGUUUUUGCUAUGAAAGUAUUGCAUAAGUGUUUGCAUUUAGAAGGCAACAAUGCCGACUUGACCGGUUUUGAGAAAGAGAUUGAGCAUGAAAUGGAACUCCCAUGGCUCGCUCGAAUGGACCAUCUUGAGCAUCGGAUGUAUAUAGAGAGAAGCAAAGGUUAUAUAACGUGGAUCGGAAAGACCAACACUUGCAGGCUUUCAUGUUCCUCGUUCGUCAUCAAAUUAGCAAUUAAAAGCUUCUUAAACCGCCAAUCACUUUACAAAAAUGAACUUGAGGAACUCAAGAGGUGGUCCGAAGGAUCAGGGCUGUCCAAAAUGGGAUUUGGCCGAGAGAAGACAACCUAUUGUUACUUUCUAGCCGCCGUUCCGACAUGUCUUCCUCUACAUUCGGAUCUACGGAAGAUAGUUGCAAAAUGUGCAAUCAUAGUCAUCAUUGCAGAUGAUUUCUUCGACGAGAAAGGUUCUCUAAAUGAACUAGAAUGCCUAACUGAAGCUGUGCAUAGGUGGAAAGGAGAAAGCUUGUGGGGCGAUGCGAAAGUAAUUUUUGAUGCACUCGACGAACUUGUACGUGAUAUAGCUUUCAAAUCAUUUAGUCAGUAUGAUAAUGGUGUGGAAGAUGUUCUUCAUGACAUGGUAAGGUUUGAUCUUUCUCUUUUCUCGAUUAACAUACACUAA
Musa acuminata AAA Group (dessert banana) is the source of this 1513-nucleotide messenger RNA. RefSeq names its product S-linalool synthase-like. The transcript has 9 exons. Lineage: Eukaryota; Viridiplantae; Streptophyta; Magnoliopsida; Zingiberales; Musaceae. The record is from RefSeq and is a predicted model, not a curated record. Gene Ontology annotation, molecular function: magnesium ion binding; terpene synthase activity. Gene Ontology annotation, biological process: diterpenoid biosynthetic process. Bases 134 to 1513 code for a protein of 459 amino acids.